This is a messenger RNA of Cuscuta europaea, 4453 nucleotides long. Lineage: Eukaryota; Viridiplantae; Streptophyta; Magnoliopsida; Solanales; Convolvulaceae. The record is from the annotation of a GenBank genome assembly.
GGUUGAGACUCUAUAUUUGUAAAAACCCAAAGGUAGAGAGAAGAAUUUAAAAAGUGAAGCGACAGCUUGUGGAAAAACAGGUGCAUUGGGCUUAGAAAAUUUGGAAAGCGAUCUGAGGGAACAGUGUGGAAAGGAAGACUAAGGAGGCUGCAGGCAGGAAAUGGUUUGACAUGCAAGCAGCAGCAGGUAAUGGUGCUCUGUGAGCGGUGCCAAUACUAUUAAGAGAGGCAGAAAGCAAGUUGAUGAGAUCCAUUUAAAUCCAUCCCUCCUGAAAGCAGAUAGUACUAUUUAUUAUGUCCUGCUAGCUACUACUACUGAGAGAGCUGAGGAAGAACCGAAGAAGAAUGGAGAGCUCUGAAAAGGGAGAGAAGCCUCGCACUGUCGCCUUCACUCGGCUCUUCAGAUUUGCGGAUGGCCUGGACUAUGUUCUCAUGGGAAUUGGAAGCGUGGGUGCCUUUGUUCAUGGCCUCUCACUGCCUCUGUUCCUUAGGUUCUUUGCUGAUCUAGUUAAUUCCUUUGGCUCUUACGCCAACGAUGUUGAUAAAAUGACCCAAGAAGUUUUGAAGUAUGCAUUCUACUUUCUCGUAGUUGGAGCUGCAACCUGGGCAUCUUCUUGGGCAGAAAUUUCAUGUUGGAUGUGGACCGGAGAGAGACAAUCCACCAAAAUGAGGAUAGUGUACUUAGAGGCUGCCCUGAACCAGGACAUUCAAUAUUUUGAUACUGAGGUCAGGACGUCUGAUGUUGUUAAUGCCAUCAACGCAGAUGCCGUCACCGUCCAAGAAGCUAUUAGUGAGAAGUUGGGGAAUUUCAUUCAUUAUAUGGCAACAUUCGUGUCUGGUUUUGCGGUUGGGUUCACAGCUGUGUGGCAAUUAGCUUUGGCCACUCUAGCCGUAGUUCCUGUCAUAGUUGUGGUUGCCGCAGUUUGUUCUAUGAAAUCCGGGAACCUCUCUAAAGAGAGCCAAGUAGCCAUGUCUGAAGCUGGCAACACCGUUGAACAGACAGUAAGUCAAAUCAGAACGGUGCUGGCAUUCGUUGGGGAGUCAAGGGCAUUAAAUUCAUACUCAGCAGCUCUGAAAAAGGCUCAGAAGAUUGGGUACAAGAUUGGGUUUUCCAAAGGUCUGCUACCCGGAGCUACAUACUUUGCGGUUUUCUGCUGUUUCGCACUUUUACUGUGGUAUGGAGGCUACUUGGUUAGGCACCAUUUAACAAACGGAGGACUUGCAAUAUCCACAACUUUUGCUGUAAUGAUUGGUGGAAUAGGAUUAGCUCAAUCUCACCCAAGUAUCACAGCAUUUACAAAUGCUAAAGCGGCAGCAGAAAGAAUUUUCAGCAUAAUAGAUCACAAGCCGGGUGUUGAGAAAAACAAUGAAACAGGUUUGGAAUUGGAAUCUAUUACUGGACAAUUGGAGCUGAAGAAUGUGGAUUUCUCCUACCCUUCAAGGCCAGAUAUUCAAAUUCUGAACAAUCUAUGUCUUACUAUUCCUGCCGGGAAGACGGUGGCUUUGGUUGGAAGCAGCGGUUCUGGAAAAAGCACUGUAGUAUCUCUCAUUGAGAGGUUCUAUGAUCCCACCUCAGGACAAGUUCUACUGGAUGGGCAUGAUUUGAAGAUGAUAAAGCUGAGAUGGUUGAGACAACAAAUUGGGCUUGUAAGCCAAGAGCCAGCACUAUUUGCCACCACCAUCAAAGAAAACAUAUUAAUGGGUAGGCCUGGUGCUAGUGAUGCUGAGGUGGAAUCGGCUGCCCGAGUUGCUAAUGCCCAUUCUUUCAUAACCAAGCUUCCUGAUGGCUUCGAUACUCAGGUAGGAGAGAGAGGAUUACAGUUAUCAGGUGGGCAAAAACAGAGAAUAGCUAUAGCAAGGGCAAUGCUUAGGAACCCGGUGAUCCUUCUCUUGGAUGAGGCAACAAGUGCAUUAGACUCUGAGUCAGAAAAGCUAGUGCAAGAGGCUCUAGACAGGUUCAUGAUGGGAAGGACAACACUUGUCAUUGCACAUCGGCUAUCCACCAUCCGUAAAGCUGACCUUGUGGUGGUUCUACAGCAAGGUUGUGUGUCUGAAAUGGGAACCCAUGAUGAGCUCAUUCACAAAGGAGAAAAUGGUGUGUAUGCCAAGCUCAUCAAAAUACAAGAAACCGCUCAUGAAACAAUUAUGAAUAACUCCAGAAAGAGUAGUGCAAGGCCAUCCAGUGCCAGAAACUCUGUGAGCUCUCCAAUAAUGACAAGAAACUCUUCCUAUGGGAAAUCACCAUAUUCUCGCCAGUUGUCCGACUUCUCAACUUCUGACUUAAGCUUCUCAUUGGAUGGUGGGUAUCGACAGGAGAAACUUGCAUUCAAGGAUCAAGCAAAUUCCUUCUGGCGGCUUGCCAAAAUGAACUCUCCGGAGUGGGGUUAUGCAGUCAUCGGUUCCAUAGGCUCUAUCAUCUCUGGUUCCCUCAGUGCACUCUUUGCCUAUGUCCUGAGUGCUGUUCUUAGCAUCUACUACAACCCAGACUAUGAUUACAUGAGUAGAGAAAUAGCCAAGUAUUGUUACCUCUUAAUUGGCGUCUCAUCUGCUGCUCUUAUUUUCAAUACAAUACAACAUCUGUUCUGGAAUAUUGUGGGAGAGAACUUGACGAAAAGAGUAAGGGAGAAAAUGCUGACGGCAGUGCUUAAAAACGAAUUGGCAUGGUUUGACCAGGAGGAAAACGAGAGUUCUAUGGUUGCAGCAAGGCUUUCCCUUGAUGCAAACAAUGUUAGAUCAGCCAUUGGGGACCGAAUCUCAGUAGUUAUGCAGAACUUAGCUCUUAUGCUAGUUGCAUUCACUGCAGGCUUUGUGUUGCAAUGGCGCCUAUCCCUUGUAUUAGUGGGUGUUUUCCCUGUGGUUGUUGCUGCAACGGUGCUGCAGAAAAUGUUCAUACAAGGAUUCUCUGGUGAUUUGGAAGCAGCUCAUGCCAAAGGGACACAGCUAGCUGGAGAAGCUGUUGCCAAUGUGAGAACGGUUGCUGCAUUUAACUCGGAGUCGAAAAUUGUCAGUCUUUACACUACCAACCUCCAGAAUCCACUCAGGCGAUGCUUUUGGAAAGGACAAAUUGCUGGCAUCGGAUUCGGAGUAGCCCAGUUCUUGCUCUAUGCUUCCUAUGCCCUGGGUUUAUGGUAUGCCUCCUGGCUUGUGAAGCAUCGAAUCUCCGAUUUCUCCCAGACAAUCCGCGUUUUCAUAGUCCUCAUGAUAUCUGCGAAUGGGGCAGCUGAGACACUGACCCUGGCCCCUGAGUUCAGUAAAGGCGGUCGGGCAAUGAGGUCAGUUUUUGACCUGCUUGACCGAAAAACAGAAAUUGAGCCUGAUGACCCAGAUGCGGCCCCUGUCGUUGACAAACUCCGUGGUGAGGUUGAAUUGAAGCACGUUGACUUCUCAUACCCCUCCCGGCCUGACAUCCUCAUAUUCAAGGACUUAAGUCUCCGUGCCCGAGCAGGCAAAACUUUGGCUCUUGUGGGGCCCAGUGGUUGUGGGAAAAGCUCCGUGAUCUCCCUUGUGGAGAGGUUCUAUGAGCCGACGUCCGGACACGUCUUGAUCGAUGGAAAAGACAUCAGGAAAUACAACCUGAUGUCUUUGCGACGCCACAUCUCCGUUGUCCCACAAGAACCUUGCCUCUUUGCCUCAACGAUAUAUGAAAACAUCGCAUACGGACACGAAUCGGCAACUGAAGCAGAGGUCGUUGAGGCUGCCACAUCAGCGAACGCUCACGGUUUCAUAUCGGCGUUGCCAGACGGGUACAAGACAUAUGUGGGGGAAAGAGGGGCCCAGCUGUCGGGAGGGCAGAAGCAGAGGAUCGCAAUCGCACGAGCAUUCUUGAGGAAAGGAGACGUGAUGCUAUUGGACGAAGCGACGAGCGCGCUGGAUGCAGAGUCGGAGAAGUGCGUGCAGGAAGCACUGGAGCGGACAUGUGUGGGGAAGACGACGAUUGUGGUCGCGCACAGGUUGUCCACAAUCAUGAAUGCCCAUGUGAUUGCAGUGAUAGACGAUGGGAAAGUAGCAGAGCAGGGCUCUCACUCCCAUCUCUUGAAACACUGCCCUGAUGGCAUUUAUGCACGCAUGAUACAACUACAACGGUUCACACAGGGCCAAGCACUACACAUUGCAUCCUCAACGUCUUAAUUUUCACAGCAGCAGAGAUUCAGAGUUGCCACUGUGUAUUUAUCUAAUCUAAUACGGAGUAUUUCACAAUAACAGUAAUAAUAUAUACGGAGAAUUUAUGUUUUGGCUCCGUCGAAUGAUGGCAGACUGUCAUUAAUUGAUGAACAACGAUGUCACAAUUGUUUUACUGUAUGUGAUAUAUAUGUACACACACAUUGGUACUUUGUUAGGCUGUUUAGGAAUAUUACUAUUUACUAACAUCAGCAUGUAUGGAUGGUGAACGCUUAUCCUCCUUGUCAUGAUGAGUGUCAGUCUAUUACAUUUGUUACCCUGUAUUUCAUUGCCUC